AUGAGAAUCUCAAGACUUCUCGGACUUGUCGGGGUGCUGGCCACCUCGCUCCACUCAGCACUGGCCGACGAGCCCACAGCUCAGACGUACAAAUACGAAUCCGACAUUACACGUCUUCGCUCCCUCGUCAUUCACUCUCUGUACUCGCACAAGGAUGUCUUCCUCCGCGAGCUCUUGUCGAACGCGAAUGACGCGUUAGAGAAGCUUCGCCUGACGGCGUUGACGGAUAGGGAGGUGAUGAAGUCUGGAGAGGCCAACGUCACUAUCGAAGUCAGGCUGGAUGAGGGAGGCAAGACGGGUCAGAUUGUCGUCAGGGAUACUGGUAUCGGCAUGACAAAGGACGAGCUGGCGCGCAACCUCGGUACCAUCGCUCGGUCUGGGACGAACGAGUUCCUCAAGAAGGCCGAGGAAGGCGGUGGGGCGGAUGGGAAUCUCAUUGGGCAAUUCGGACUUGGCUUCUACUCAUGCUUCCUGGUCGCUCCCACCGUCCGCGUCUCCUCACUACCACCCACAACAUCAGCCAACCCCAACCCAGAACAACACACCUUCGUCUCCACCUCUUCGGGCGACUCUUUCGACAUCUACCUGGACCCUCGAGGCAAUACCCUCGGCAGGGGGACGGAGAUUGUCCUCGAAAUCUCCGAGGAAGAAGCGGAAUGGCUGUCCGUGAGCCGGCUCAAAGGCCUCAUUGACAAGCAUUCUCAAUUCGCCACGACCUUCCCGAUGUACAUCAUGGAGCGCAAGACCACCAAGAUCCCCAUUCCACCUCCCCAGUCCCCCGAGGCAGACGGAGAUCCGGACGAGCUCAACGAUGAUGUCGACAAGGACGAGCAGACACCGAAAGAAGAGGAGUUUGAGACCAAGGUGGAGGAGGAGUGGGUGCAGGUGAACGACAAGGCGCCAAUCUGGAUGCGAGACCCCAAGGAUGUCCCUGAGGAUGAGUACCGCCAGUUCUACAAAGCUGUCGCGAAGGAUCAGUCUGCCGAGACUCUGGGCUGGGCGCACUUCAAGGGCGACACCGGCGCAGGCGUCUCCUACCGCGCCAUCAUGUACAUCCCCUCCAAGCUUCCCACAGACUUUUGGCAGAAAAUCACUAGCGGCAUCAACAACGUCCGCCUGAUGGUCAAGCGGGUCUUCAUCACCGACGACCUUGGAGAGGAGUAUAUGCCACGCUGGCUUAGCUUCUUGAAAGUCACCGUUGACGCGGACGACCUCCCCCUGAACGUCUCCCGCGAGACCCUCCAAACCAACAAGUUCAUUUCUCAGCUUCAACGUAUACUCAUCCGGAAAGCCAUCGACCUCUUUUCCCGCCUUGCAGGCGAAGAUCCGACAGUAUACAAGGAGGUGUCCAAGCUGUACGGCAAUGCUCUCAGGAUUGGGAUGCUGGAGAGCAAGAAGGACAAGGUCAAGAUUGCAAAGUUGUUGAGGUUUGAGAGUACCCGGAGUGAUUUCACAUCGCUAGAGGAGUAUGUUGAGAAUCGCAAAGAAGGUCAGAAGCAGAUCUACUUCAUGGCAGGUGUUGGCGAGCAGCCGAAAGAUCUCGCUCGGUCUCCGUUUGUCGAGAAGCUCAAGGCGAGGGGAUACGAGGUACUGCUCCUUAACCUGCCGUCGGACGAACCGAUGAUGGGUGCUUUGGACAACUUCAUGGGCAUGAAGACACAAGAUGUCUCGAAGAAGGGUCUGAAGUAUGGCGAUGAAGACGAAGAUGAGGCGGAGAAGAAGGAGCUCGAGGCGCAAAAGAUUGCGUUUGCGCCGCUUAUUGAAUGGCUCAAGAAGGAGCUCAAGAGCGAUAUCAGCGAUGUCAUACUCACAAACCGCCUCGUCACCUCCCCCUGCACCAUCGUCGUCGACUCUUACGGCUGGUCCGCCAACAUGGCCAAGAUCAUGUCAGCCCAGGCCGACGCCGAAAACGACCCCAUGUUCAAGAUGAUGAAGAACCUGCCUAAAAACCUCGAGAUCAACCCGAAAUCGCCACUUAUCGAGGGUCUGCUGGAGAAGAUCUUGGACCUGGAUCUCGCCCGGGAUGAGGAGGAAGGUGCGGAAGUGGAGGAAGGGCCGGAGGUGGUGGAGCUGAGAGAAACGGUCAAGGUGUUGGUGGAUACCACUUUGGUCAGGAGCGGGUUUACCGUUGCUGAUCCCACGACCUAUUUUGAGCGAGUCGAAGCUCUUCUCCGCCGAUCACUCGGCGUCUCCCUCUCCGCGCAGGGCCAGGCUAAAGUCCGCCCUGCCCCACCCACCGCCGCUGAGCCACUGGACGAGACGGAGCCGACCAAUCUCGAGGACUUUAUGAGCUUUGGGGAUGACGCGGAGGGGAUGCCGGAUGGACAGGACUUUCCCGAGUGGAGUCAGAUGAAGAAGAAUAUGGGUGGAGGCGGGGCGGGCGCGGUGGAGCACGAUGAGCUGUGA
Molecule: messenger RNA, 2406 nt
Organism: Dioszegia hungarica
Lineage: Eukaryota; Fungi; Basidiomycota; Tremellomycetes; Tremellales; Bulleribasidiaceae
Product: putative cation-transporting ATPase
Exons: 13
Coding region: 1-2406 (801 amino acids)
Biological process (GO): protein folding
Molecular function (GO): ATP-dependent protein folding chaperone; ATP binding; ATP hydrolysis activity
Source: RefSeq, a predicted model, not a curated record